Molecule: messenger RNA, 168 nt
Organism: Melampsora larici-populina 98AG31
Lineage: Eukaryota; Fungi; Basidiomycota; Pucciniomycetes; Pucciniales; Melampsoraceae
Exons: 2
Source: RefSeq, a predicted model, not a curated record
UCAGCAGUUGCAUUUGAUCAUCUGGGUCCAAUGGUCAUUAACACGGAUGGGAGUAUUUCUAGAAUCAGUAAUUGGGAUCAAUUAUCUGAUAUAGAAAAAACUCGGACUUCAAGAUUAGUCAUUCAAAGAAAUGCUCAACGACUUACUCGACUUAGGGAGAAAGAAUCG